This is a messenger RNA of Oncorhynchus mykiss (rainbow trout), 1102 nucleotides long. The record is from RefSeq and is a predicted model, not a curated record. NCBI's taxonomy places the organism in Eukaryota, Metazoa, Chordata, Actinopteri, Salmoniformes, Salmonidae.
UUGAGAUACAUUUUGAUUGCUAUAUUUACCUAUAUUUCAACUAUUUACAAUGGACGCGAACACUUGCAACAUUCAGGUUCUUCUGCAAGCUGCUGAGUUCUUGGAGAGAAGAGAACGAGGAGCUCAGCUGAGGCUGAAAUUCAGCACUACUGAGGGCUGGACCAUUCGUCAACAAGGAGAUGGAGCCACAUAGAAACACGUGGUUUAAACCAAGACACAGAGAGGCAGAGCAUGGCUAUGCAUCAGUGUUGCCCUUCUACUGUCCAGGGGACUCUGAGAAGAAGAGUAAACAGAAGAACAAGAAGCUGCAGGCUGCCGGUAGUAACAGGACAGUCCAUAACGAGUUGGAGAAGCACAGACGUGCUCAGUUGAGACACCACCUGGAACAGUUGAAGCAGCAGGUUCCUCAGGUGUCUGACUCCAUGAGAAACACCACUCUGAACCUGCUGAGACGGGCUCAGACACACAUCAAGAAGCUGCAGGAUCAGGAUGAACGUGCGGAGCAGUUGAAGGGUCGUCUGCGUUGGGAGCAGAGAGAGCUGAGGGUGAGGCUAGAGCAGCUCCAGGGACAUGGAGGCCUGGGGGGUCUGACGGGUCUGGGCCCUGGGGGUCAGGGAGGAGCUGGAGCGGUCUCCGAGAGGAUGAGGAACGACAGCCUGGGAUCAGCAGCCAUGUCCUCUUCAGAGAGAUCUGACUCUGACAGAGAAGACGUGGAGGUUGAUGUGGAGAGUAUAGUGUUUGACUGUCUGGACUCUGAUGGACUGGGGACGGUCCCUCACACAGGCACAGAUCACUGUUACUCCAGCAGCCCCGCCUGGGCCGGGCUAUGACCUACCUACCACUGCAUACUACACACACGCCUCUGGGAGGGACACACACGCCUCUGGGAGGGACACACACGCCUCUGGGAGGGACACACACGCCUCUGGGAGGGACACACACGCCUCUGGGAGGGACACACACGCCUCUGGGAGGGACACACACGCCUCUGGGAGGGACACACACGCCUCUGGAGGGACACACCGGCGUCUUACGUCGGGCUUUAAAGGGACGAGCGUCGGAGUGACGUCACCUGACGGAAGACGCCGGGGACACAAAGGAG